AUGUCCUUCAUAACCGAUACAGUCCGUCGUAUCGACGCCCAACUCGAUCGCCUACAACUCACCUCCUCCCCACCGACCUCCAUCCUCGAACAAGCUCUCGCGCUCAACAACCCUGAUGAGGGCUCCGAAGGACCUCCCAAGACUGUCCAACCGUCGCCGAGGUUACUAGAGCUACAAGCUGCUAUCCGCGCGCUGAGUCCUGGUGGACCGUCGGAGAAAGGUAGCUUAUUACGACUGGGCACGGUGCAGACAUGGUUGGGCACAUUGUCGGGCGUGAAGAGGAAAGUGCAAGAAGACCGGGUGGCGGACUUGGGUGUGAAGGAACAGGAGAAGAAAGACGAGUUCGAAGCGGAGUUGGAGUGGUUACUCGUCUCCAAAGCCACAACGCAGGUCUAUGGACACGUUCUACGCACAAUAUUGGACGAAGCUGUUUCACUGAGCGAGGAUUUGUGGUAUUGGGAUGAAGUGCUGUGGUCGCAGCGGUAUACGGCUCUCUAUGGCAUACAGACGUCGCCCGAGAGAAUGUGGGGCUGGGGGACGAUGGUGUGGGCGGAUGUCAAGACGAGGACGCACGAGCGGGGACUGAGUAUGAAAGGUGUGGGCGAGGAUGCGGGGGAGUCGUUCACGGCGCGGUGGAAAGUGUUUUAUGGGUUGGUCAGGCAGGUCGUGAGGGAGAAGAGUGUCAAGGAAGUGCACACAAGGAUUUUGUCGCCGGUUACGAGACUUCGGGCGGAGGUACGGCAGAAGCAGGCUGCGUUGAAGAAGAUGAGGGUUAGGAAUGCGAAUGCGUUGGGCGUGUUGUUGGGUGAGGGGUUGGCGAAUGAGAGUUCAAGAGGGGAGGGCUUGGGUACGCCGAGGACGAGUAGUGAGGAAGCAGGGGAGGCGAGGACGAAGUGGAAGACCAGUGUUGCGAGAAACGUUGCGUUGAUGGAGGCGGUGUUGGCGAAAAUCAAUGAUCUGGAGACGCCUGUGGAGAAGUUUGACUCGGCGAUCGCAGAGUACACGGAUGAGGAUCCACUGUAUACGGCGGAUGUGCGGUCGAGUAAUGGGGACGGACCGGCGAUGGAAGUGGAGGAUGUGGCGGCUAGGCUGUCGAGGGUGUUGGGUUUGGGAUUGGAACAAUAUGCCAUCUCGACUCACACGCUGAAGACCGAACAUGGAAAACCUUCACGACUGGUCCGAUACUGGCUGCCCAUCACGGCGGGUAUCCUCUCCUCCAGCACCAUCCUCCGCAUGCUCGUCAAUCGCCAAACCGAGAUCCUCCAAUGGAUUCAAGAUCUUGGAUCCACGAUCGUCGACUUCUGGCGCAACUGGGUUGUCGAACCGACCAAGAAAGUCAUCGGCACAAUUCGCCACGAUGAGUCCUCCGAAAUCAGCAUCAUGUCGAAGAGGAGUCUGACCGGAGACCGCGAAUCUCUCGAACGCAUGGUCGUGGACUUUGCAAUCGACAAUCCCGCCCAUACAACCGGAUCAUCCUCCGCCCUCACCGAGUCUCAGAUCGACGACCUACGCACCGCCGUUCGCGAGGGAGAUCUCACACCCGUGCUCAAGGCGUACGAAAAAGAUCUCACCUCCCCCGUCAUGGGCGCCCUGAAAGGAAACCUCGUCCGCGCUCUUCUCAUCCAAAUCCAAAAGACAAAAGUCGACGUCGAAGUCGCUAUGGGCGGCAUCGACUCCCUCCUCAAGUCGCAGGAACUCCUCAUCGGCUUCAUCUCCCUCACACCCGGCCUGCUCAUGGUCUACGGCGUCACACACUGGGUGCGCUCCUCGUUCAUCACCAAACGCGGCUCCCAUGCGGCGAGGAAGCAGGGCGUCAUGUUGCGCCAGCUGAGGAAUGUGGAUCGUAUAUUGACUGGAUCCACGCCGACGGAGUACGGCGAGUUGAUGUAUAAGGAUCAAGGACUAUUGCUCUGUGAGGUCAGCGUCUUGAGGGAGGCGGCGAGGAAGGUAAUGCCUGAGAGGAUUUGGAGGGAGUUUGGGACGGAGGUGCAGGAGCUUUGCGAUGUGAGGGUUGGGGUUGAGAGGCAGAUGAAGGUUGCGGAGAGGGUGAGGUGGGCGUAUGGGAGGUGGUUGAGUUGA
This is a messenger RNA of Zymoseptoria tritici IPO323, 2079 nucleotides long. RefSeq lists its product as uncharacterized. NCBI's taxonomy places the organism in Eukaryota, Fungi, Ascomycota, Dothideomycetes, Mycosphaerellales, Mycosphaerellaceae. The transcript has a single exon. The record is from RefSeq and is a predicted model, not a curated record. Gene Ontology annotation, cellular component: mitochondrial outer membrane. The coding region runs from base 1 to 2079 and encodes 692 amino acids.